Molecule: messenger RNA, 838 nt
Organism: Raphanus sativus (radish)
Lineage: Eukaryota; Viridiplantae; Streptophyta; Magnoliopsida; Brassicales; Brassicaceae
Product: casein kinase 1-like protein 11
Biological process (GO): signal transduction; peptidyl-serine phosphorylation; endocytosis
Cellular component (GO): cytoplasm; nucleus
Molecular function (GO): protein serine/threonine kinase activity; ATP binding
Source: RefSeq, a predicted model, not a curated record
ACUGUCGAUCACUGAGAUUUGAGGACAAACCAGAUUAUUCAUAUCUGCGAAGACUUUUCAGAGACCUUUUCAUUCGUGAAGGUUACCAACUGGACUACGUGUUUGAUUGGACGACCUUGAAAUAUCCUCAGACUGGCUCUACUUCGAGACCAAGGCUGACUCCAAGACCAGCCUUGGACCCUCCAGGACCACCUGCAGAAAGAUCUGAAAAAACUACAGUGGGACAAGACCUCCGAGGAAGAUUUUCAGGCGCAAUUGAGGCAUUCACCAGACGAACUGUUUCAGGCCAAGGAGCUCAGGGUGACCAUCACUCUAGACACAGAUCUUCUGAUGAUGUACCACCCUCUUCUUCCAGAGAAGUGCACGAGUCUGAUAGAAAUGGAAGUACCUCAAAGAGAGGUGUGAUGUCAAGCAGACCUGGCUCCUCCUCAGCUGAACCAAGCGAGAACCGCUCAAGCCGAUUCUUUUCAAGUGGAUCACGGCUCGCCACAACUCAGCAGAACUAUGAGUCUAAGGCAUCAUCUGCAUCUGUCAAGCCUGGGCCUAAUGAUGCCAUUAGAAGCUUUGAGCUCCUUACCAUCGGCUCUGCGAAGAACAGGAAAUGAAGAUAGGGACGGAGAAGUGGAUAAGAACGAAAAGACAUAUGUACAUUGUUUGUGUUGAAGAAAUUGAAAGAGAUAAUCUUAAUCUGCCUCUCCCAAUCUCAUUGUUUGUGUUGAAGAAAUAUUAUUCACAUCCUUAAAGUGUAACGUGUGAAGACUACAGUUUUUUUUUUUUGCUCUUCUGUUCUCUAAAACUUUAUUGUAGAGAUGAAAAUAUAAAAUCUACCUUGUCGGAA